AUGGCGGGGCCAGCAGUAGGAGCUGCUGACGGGCGCCAGGGCGCUCCACUCCUGUCGAGCUCAACUGACCGGGUCGGUUCUAGGUCCCUGAUCAAGCUGCUCCUCACCCUGGCCUGUGUGGCAGCCCUCGUCUCGCUUCCCAGCGCCUACAGAUACUGGCGCCGCACACCGACGGCGGCGCUGCCGGAUGGGAGAGUGCGCCUGGCAAUCCUGUCGGACACACACAUUGCUGGGCCAGAAUACCCCCUCAAUGGCGAAAAUGGCGCCCUCGACAACGCCUCCAUCACCAAGACCCAGCAGCGCCUGUUCCGAGUGGUUGCGGCCCUCAACGCAGUCAGCCCUGCACCCCAGCUGGCGCUGUUUGGCGGCGACAUUGUGCACAACGGGCUGGAGCGGCUGCGCAGCCUGGGCCUGAACGCCACCGGGCUGGCAAAGCUCUUCUCUGAGCCUGUCAAUGGCUACACGAUUGCCGGCGGUAUCCUCCAAGAGCUGCAGAUGGAGAAACUGUUUGCCUGGGGAAAUCACGACAAGCUGCUACAGUGCGGCGACCCGGCGUCCUCGGCCAGCCGCCAGCUGUCGGCGCACCUGCUGCGCCAUUACUUCCAUGCCGCUGGCGUGGACUAUGGGUCUCGCGACCUGGGGCCUCACUGGAAAGUGGUGGCGCUCAACUCGAUGCUAGGCUACACGUGGGAUCCUGCAGAUCCACGAUGCAAUGGCUUGAUGUCGUCCUACGGGGAGGAGCAGCUGCGGUGGCUGGAUGGGCAGCUGGCGGAAGGCAAGCACACCCUGAUCAUGAUGCACUUCCCCCUGCACACCUCUGUGCUCGGCGAGGUGCCCACCGAGGCUGGCUGGCGUGACCUGCGCACCGUGCUGACCGCGCACGACAAUGUGCGGCUGGUGCUGAGCGGCCACUGCCACAAGGGUAUAGACUGGCAGGACCUGUACGCCUUCCCCGCCUUCACCGUGCCCUCCACGCGCUACAGCGCCCAGAACUUCCGCAUCCUGGACCUGCACCCGGAUGGCAGUUUCGACACUGUGGACCUGGACAAGAACCGGGGCGGCUCCCGCUGCAGCGACUGGUGGAGCUACCAGGGCACCCCAAAGUUUGUGGCAAAGUGGCAACCCCGAGACGCCGGCGACUGCGGCUCCCCUGCUGCGGGCGAGGAGGACACCUUCCCGCUUUCUCCAGUCCUCUCCCCAAGCGACAUCCCUAGUCAGGACGUUUUCAAUCCAGAGCGCUCCUGCCAGUUUGUGCUGGCGCGGCAGGUCCUCCAGGCGUGUGCGGCGGGCGCCAGCCAGGACUGCUGCGAUGUGGUGGCCGACCAGUUCUACCUCUCCUCCUCCGCCCCCUUCUCCGCCUGUUUCUGCCAGCCCAGCUUCUGGCAGCAGUCUGUGGAGUACAUGCAAGAGUGGCACGGCGUCCAGCUGGCCGCCACCCUGCACCACUGCUUCGCCGACUUUGGCAAGCUGAUUGUAUUUCGAGGCGGGCCGGGAACCUGGUGUCCUGCCGCGGCAUGA
Molecule: messenger RNA, 1518 nt
Organism: Chlorella variabilis
Lineage: Eukaryota; Viridiplantae; Chlorophyta; Trebouxiophyceae; Chlorellales; Chlorellaceae
Exons: 11
Coding region: 1-1518 (505 amino acids)
Molecular function (GO): hydrolase activity
Source: RefSeq, a predicted model, not a curated record